AUGGUAGCUGCCUAUACAGGGUGGAAGGACGUGCGUAACGACCCAACCAAAGCGGUUACGUUCGGCGACGGGGAGGUGUUACCGGGGGAGGCAGUAUUGGCGGUGGAGGAGGAGAUGGAGCGGCUGGCAGUGGCCGUGCCGUGGCGACGUGGCGACGUGCUAUUGGCACGCACACAGGAGGCGGGUGGUGAGCAAGAGACGGUGCUGAUGACGGCCGAUAUUCCUGACGGCGACCGUCCUCCUCGUGACGACGACGGUCAUGUUAGUGACGGAGAGGGUCAUGUUCGUGACGGCGACCGCCUUGCGCGUGACGGCGACAGUCAAUUUUGUGAAGGCGACAGUCAAUUUCGUGACGGCGACAGUCAAUUUCGUGACGGCGACAGUCAAUUUCGUGACGGCGACAGUCAAUUUCGUGACGGCGACAGUCAUGUUCGCAGUACAGGAGGGGAAGGGGAGGAAAUGCGGGAAGAGGGAGAUGCGUGGGGAUUGACGGAUGAUGGUGGAGGAGAGAGAGAGGAAAGAGAAGAGUGUCGACGAGGAAAGGAUGAAAGCGAAGCGGGAGAAAGGGACGAGGGAGGAGGUAGAAGCGAAGAAAGGGAAGAGGAAGGAGAUGAAAGCGAAGGAAAAGUGGGGGGAGGAGGACGAGAAGGAGCAAGGGAAGGGGGAGGAGGAAAAGCAGAGAGUUCAAGGGGGCUAGAAGUGCGUCCGGAGGGGGGCCAACGGAAGGAGAGGGGAGCGGUGGACGAGGGGGGGCUGAGGGAAGGUGAGAAAGAGAGAGAGGAAGAAAGGGAAGGAGGCGGGAAAGACGCAAAGGGAAUUCACGGGGGAGAGAUACGUCCGGAGAGGGAACAAUGGAAGGAGGAGGAGGGAGUGGCGGGUGAAGAGGAGGGUAGGGAAGAAGCAGGGGAUGCAGAAGAGGAGGAGGAGGGAGGCGAGAAGGAGAAAGAGAAAGAGGAAGUGGAGGAAGACGAGAAAGGCAAAGAAAAAGACGAGGAUAAGGAAAAGGAGGAAGAAAAGGCAGAGGAGGAAGACGAGGAGGAGGAAGAGUACGUGUAUUUGGAUUUGAGCCAGGCAGUUAGGAGGCUGCCUCGGAAUUGCCGACUCAUUAUCGAGAAUCUGGAGUCAGAGUCGCCAACACUGCACCUGCCAGAUGGCAGCACACUGUGCCUCACAUGA
This is a messenger RNA of Closterium sp. NIES-65, 1176 nucleotides long. The record is from the annotation of a GenBank genome assembly. NCBI's taxonomy places the organism in Eukaryota, Viridiplantae, Streptophyta, Zygnematophyceae, Desmidiales, Closteriaceae.